UUGCAUUAUUUAUUUUACUGUAAUUUUUUCGUUAUCUAUUCUGUAAUAAUAGAAAAUUGUAAUAAUAUUCACGAAAAAACAUACCUCAAAUGUUAUUUUCAAGUUGAUUGUCUCGAUCUGAUGCGUAGUUUUUCCGCUCUGCAUAAAUAUGUUAAACUUUUUUUUUAAAAGAGAAAAGUCAGCAGGAAUGCUUAGGAGCGGUUCUCCUGCUCUGUAUUGAAUAAGCGAAUUUCAGCCAAGUCUUGUAAUGUCACUGGAAGUAAAGGCAGCUAAAGAAGGAUCCAUCACCAGUAGAGCCUUUUUCCCUUUGGAGUUUAUGCAAAGAUCUCAACUGUCCACAGGAGAUCUCGUCAAGCUGACUAAAAAUGAUCGAACUCUUGUAGUAACUGCUUGGCCUUCAUUACUUAUACACGAUGAAUCUGUUGAGUUAAGCACGGUCGCACGAUUAAGUGGAUCAUUUGAAAUCGGUGAACUUGUUUACUAUGAAAAAGUCCUCGACACUUAUACAGAAGCAACCAAAGUACAAUUGAGCUUUAUAUCGACACCUACAUUUACCAUAGAUCAGAACUUCAGACUUUUCAUCAAGCAAUUUUUAAUUGAACAGAAGUAUAUUACCGAUUUACAGAUACUGGACUUCACAUACCUUGGUUGUAACUGUAGGGUAAAACUGUCGUCUAUCACUACCAAAUAUGCUUGUGAUAUUUAUUUGGUUAAUGAACGUACAAAAAUCAGAGUUGUGGAGGAAGCGAAUGCAAAAACAUCAGAAGAAACGAAACCUUCAUCGGCACUAGCAGCAGAUACUUACGACAACAUAGGCGGCCUCGCAAAGCAAAUUGAAGUUAUACGCGAAACAAUAGAAACACCAUUGAAAAAUCCUGAUAUAUACUUAAAAUUAGGCCUUAAGCCACCACGGGGUGUCUUACUAUAUGGUCCUCCAGGCACAGGCAAAACAUUGAUAGCACGAACAGUUGCUCAUGAAACAGGCGCUCAUUGCAUUGUGGUCAAUGGGCCCGAGGUGGUGAGCAAAUAUUAUGGCGAUACCGAACAAAAACUACGUGACAUAUUUGAAGACGCCGUUGAACAUGCACCCUCCGUCAUCUUCAUUGACGAAAUUGAUGCUUUAUGCCCUAAGCGUGACGAAGCACCCAGCGAACUGGAAAAAAGGGUUGUUACUACUCUACUAACCCUAAUGGAUGGCGCUACCACAGAAAAUAAUCGUGUUGUUGUCAUCGGCGCCACCAACCGACCCAACUCUUUAGAUGAAGCAUUACGAAGGUAUGGUCGCUUUGACGUAGAGAUUGAAAUUCGUAUACCGGAUGCUGCAGGCAGGCUGGAGAUUUUGAAGGCCAUUAUGAAAAAAAUACCAAAUGCACUAAGUGAAGAGGAAUUAGAAUUUUUAUCUGGGAAGUUGCAUGGCUAUGUGGGCGCCGAUAUAGCAGCCUUGUGUAAAGAAGCAGGACUCAACUGUAUCAAGCGUAAUGCUUCUUCUACUUUACAACCAAGCCAACUGUUAGUCAACCUACAGGACAUGCUUGAUGCUGUGGCAGAAAUAAGACCAAGUGCAAUGCGCGAGAUUAUGUUAGAAGUACCAAAAGUAUACUGGGAUGAUAUUGGAGGACAGCAUGAUAUAAAACAAAGAUUGAAAGAAUCUGUUGAGUGGCCAUUGAAGCAUCCUGAGGCAUUUUCAAGGCUAGGUAUACGACCACCGAAAGGCAUUCUUCUGUAUGGUCCGCCUGGUUGUAGUAAAACUCUGAUGGCUAAAGCUCUCGCAACUGAAUGUGGUUCAAAUUUUAUUGCGGUGAAGGGGCCAGAGCUUUUCAGUAAAUGGGUCGGUGAAUCAGAAAAAGCAGUUCGUGAAGUAUUUAGAAAAGCAAGAGCCGCAUCUCCAUCCAUCGUAUUUUUUGAUGAAAUUGAUGCACUCACAGUGAAAAGAGGAUCCUCGGGUGACGGAGGCACUUCCGUAGCUGACCGUGUUUUAUCGCAAUUAUUGAAUGAGCUAGAUGGUGUUGAGCCAUUGGUAAAUGUCACAGUUGUAGCUGCUACGAAUCGCCCAGAUAUAAUAGAUAAUGCUUUACUUCGUCCUGGGCGAAUUGAUAGAAUUCUUUAUGUUGGCCCUCCUGAUAUAGACUCUCGAAGGGAAAUUUUCCGUAUCCAACUGAAAAAGAUGGCAGUAGAUACUGAUGUUGAUAUAGAAGAAAUUGCCAAGAAAAGCAAUGGAUGUUCGGGUGCUGAAGCUAUUGCCAUUUGCCAAGAAGCUGCUUUAUUAGCGAUGGAAGAAGAUGUAAAUAUCGAUUCCGUCAAGAUGAGACAUUUCAACAAAGCUCUGAAUACGUUUAUAAGGCGUAUUACACCCGAGAUGUUACAAUUUUAUAAAAACUUCCAAGAAAAAUCAGGCCUACAAAGCAUUUAACGACAUGCUAAGUUGCUCAAUCUGUUUAUUUAUACCAUUUAAAAUCUACUAGAUUUUAUGACUAUUAUGCCAUAUCUAGAAUCGGUGAAAGCCCUGAAAAUGAUCAUAUGUUCGUUUAAUUACGAAAUUCAGAAACAGCUUAAAUCUUCCAUUGGACAUCUUGUAAAAGGAGUUGAAUAGCUUAAAUUAUGGUAGCCAGAAGUCAAUUUUUGAUUUACUGC
This is a messenger RNA of Mycotypha africana, 2631 nucleotides long. RefSeq names its product P-loop containing nucleoside triphosphate hydrolase protein. The transcript has 8 exons. Lineage: Eukaryota; Fungi; Mucoromycota; Mucoromycetes; Mucorales; Mycotyphaceae. Gene Ontology annotation, molecular function: ATP hydrolysis activity; ATP binding. The record is from RefSeq and is a predicted model, not a curated record. The coding region runs from base 248 to 2410 and encodes 720 amino acids. Gene Ontology annotation, cellular component: cytoplasm.